AUGCAUGCUCUUGCUAGGCACUUUUCAUUAUUGUUGCGUGAUGGUGCUCCUCUUCAAUUCGGCGAUACAUUCCUCUAUACCAAGCUGUACUAUGCAGAGAUGAAGGGUGAGUUUGUUACAGUAGAGUCCUACAUUGAAGGAAGUUUCAGAAAAUAUGUGAAUAACACUGGCGACAUUGUUCUAAAAGAUGGCAGUGAAAUUGCUAUGAAGGCAGAAUCGUUUGUCCAUUACUCUUUUGUCAAAUCAGGAAAGCAGCUUAUAAUUGUGGAUCUGCAAGGCGUAGGAUUUGUGCUUUGUGACCCAGAAAUAGCAAGUAGCGAGUUAUAUGAUGAAAGUGAUGGCAUCUAUUUCUGUGCUGGAAAUCUUUCAACCAAUCCAAUAGAAACAUUUUUUGUACAACACAAAUGCAACAAGUACUGUGAACUAUUAUCUUUGGACAAGCCAUGA
Molecule: messenger RNA, 447 nt
Organism: Paramuricea clavata
Lineage: Eukaryota; Metazoa; Cnidaria; Anthozoa; Malacalcyonacea; Plexauridae
Source: the annotation of a GenBank genome assembly